Messenger RNA from Panicum hallii, 1239 nucleotides. RefSeq lists its product as uncharacterized. The transcript is spliced from 3 exons. The record is from RefSeq and is a predicted model, not a curated record. Lineage: Eukaryota; Viridiplantae; Streptophyta; Magnoliopsida; Poales; Poaceae. The coding region runs from base 85 to 1122 and encodes 345 amino acids.
UCUCGAAGUCGAGACUUGAACAAGCCGCCAGGCUGAACAUUUCAGCCGCAACGGAGCGCAGAGCCAGCGAGCCGAUGCACGGGAAUGGACUUCAUCCUCAAUCUCCCCUCCUCGCCCUUCGCAGCCGGCUUCCCCUUCCACCGGCGACUCAUCGGUGCGCUCCUCCCCCUUGCUCCCCGUUGCUUGCGGCUGCAGAGAUUUGCGUCAACAGCCUCUCGCGGUGGCGCUCCUGGGCUCGCCGGCAAUGCAUUGCCCCCGUUCUCGGCCCGGCGCAUCUCAAUCGCCUCUUCAUCUCCAUCGUUCUUCAGAAGGCAGGGCAGCAAGAGAACAAGAUCAGAGGAUCCAAAAGUAAUUGAAAAUGAGGCAGAAUGCAUUGUCAGCCGCAGCCCAACUUCUUCGAGGCGAUUCAAGUGGAGCAAAGACAGGACCAAGUUCCUCACCGAUUACUUGAUGCAACAGGCUUCAGAUACCAAGGGAAAAGAAGCAUUGUUCAGGGAGGAUACCCUGCGAGAAGCUGCAGAGGCUGUUACUCAGCGGUUUCGGCGCGAGUGCGGUGUUGCUGAUGUACAGAGGAGGUUGACGGCUCUGGGGGAGAAAUGGCAAAGGAUACAGAAGAUGAAGGCCCUUGGUUCUGUUUCAUGGGAUCAUGCCACUAGGACGAUAAGCAUGCGAGAAGAGGAUUACCAGCAGUAUGCCAUGGAUCACCCGAAGGAUUCAGGGAUGCUGAACAGGCCUAUUGAGGAUUAUGAUGAGCUUUCCUUCAUCUUCAGCGAUGAAUAUGGUCCAUCAGCAGAUGGAAUUCAGUUGAGAAAGAUCCAGAAUACCCACUCUGACGAUAGUAAGAUAUCUGAAGAUCCCGUGGAGCAGAAGAUAGCUUGUGAGGACAUCCGCUACUUAGUUCUUAAGAUUGGGGAGUUAAUAGAUGCCAUAAAAAGCUUAAAGCCCAGAGACUUUGCUGACGACUUGUGGAAAGCGGUUACAGCUUGCGGUUACAACGACAGGAUGUCAAUCACUGCGUUUGAGUAUUUUCUGAAGAACGAGGUUGAAGGGAAGAUUUUCCUUGUGCGUAGCCCGGAUCUUCGCAAGGAAUGGUUAGCUAAGUUCUUCUCUAGUCUUCUGUGACCAUUCUUGAUCUUUUCUAUCCAGCAGUUUACUUCUGUAUCUGUAUGAACAGAAACCUUAGUGUAGAAGAACAAUGGUAAUAAAAUGAGAUAAGAUGAUCUGAUUUUUACUUCUUCC